UUUUUCUUUUCUCUUUUGAGACAAUUUCCUUGUUGAUCUUGAUUUAUGACUUUUUCCACUGUUCUUCUUAAGCUUGGAUUUGUACCUCGACGUUUGUGCAUUACUCCAUAAAUAAUACCUUAUAUUCUCUCUUUAUUAUUUGACUUUCCCUUCUCUAUUAUUAUUAUUAUUAUUAUUAUUAUCUUUGAUACCACCAUUUUAUAAGACAUGAGUGCCGUAUUCGAAUUCGACGAUGAUGACAAUUUACGACCAUUAAGAAGAGAUAGUACUACAACCAAUAAUAGUAUUUCUCUUGUCGAAUUGACUUUGGAUUCUGUAACUAAAGAACUCGCCAAUAGUAUGAAAGAUGAACUACCUUCCUUUACCAAUACUGUUACUGCUUCUACUAUCAUGACUGGACCUCCUCAACAAAUUGAAAGUGGUUAUUCUUCUGAAGUCGACGCUCCUGAACCAACAUUGAUCCAACCAAAUGAAACUACUUAUGAAGUGGAACUAGGUAGAAAAUCAUUCAUCUCUUCUUCUGUUACAACUGGUGAUAUUCAAACCAUGAAGAAAAAACGAAAAGUUAGUUUGGAUGACUUUGAUAUUAUCAAAUUACUUGGUCGUGGGGCAUAUGGAAAAGUCAUGCUUUGUCGUCAUAUUGAAUCUGGACAAUUAUAUGCUAUGAAAGUACUCAAAAAAGCUUCUUUAAUGGUUCAUACAAAGAAUGCCGAACAUACCAAAGCUGAACGUCAAAUCUUGGAAGAAGUCCGAAAUCCUUUUAUUGUUCAAUUGAUGUAUGCAUUCCAAACAAAUGAUCGUCUUUAUUUGAUAUUAGAAUAUGCUCCUGGUGGUGAAUUAUUUACUCACAUGGCUACGGAAUAUAUGUUUUCUGAAGAUGUUGCUCGAUUUUAUUUGGCAGAACUUGUAUUAGCUUUGGAACACAUACAUAGUCUUGGCAUAGUCUACAGAGACUUGAAACCAGAGAACUGCUUGUUGGAUGCUGAAGGCCAUGUUGUACUUACUGAUUUUGGUUUAAGUAAAGUAUCAUUAGAUGGAAGAACAAGUACAAUAUGUGGUACAGCCGAGUACAUGGCUCCAGAAAUAUUAAUGGAAAUGGCAUAUGACAACUCUGUUGAUUGGUGGACAUUGGGUAUAUUGAUGUUUGAGAUGUUGACUGGCUAUACUCCUUUUAGAUCAGCCAAUAAAAAGAAAACUUUGGAUGCCAUUCAAAAGAAAAAGUUACAAUUACCGUACUUUUUAUCUAAUGAUGCAAAGGAUCUAUUGACACGACUUUUACGCAAAAAUCCAAAUGUUCGAUUGGGAAAUGGUAAAGAUGGCAUUCGACGCAUCAAAUCACAUGGAUUUUUCCGCAAAGUGGAUUGGCAGAAACUCAAGGCACGGGAAUUGACUCCACCCAUUCUUCCUGUUGUGACUGAUCCUAUUUUGGCGGAAAACUUUGAUGCAAAAUUUACUGAUGAAAUUAUCAAGGACACCCCUAUUGAUUCACUUACAACUUUAGAUACUGAAAUGCAAGCCUAUUUCAAAAACUUUAGUUAUGUCGGUCGCUCAUAUUUGGAUGAUCAACUGUGCAAGCAAUCAAAUGACCCGUGAUGAAUAUAUAUAUAUAUAUAUAUAUAUAUAUAUA
This is a messenger RNA of Halteromyces radiatus, 1627 nucleotides long. RefSeq names its product kinase-like domain-containing protein. Gene Ontology annotation, molecular function: protein serine/threonine kinase activity; ATP binding. Gene Ontology annotation, biological process: protein phosphorylation. The record is from RefSeq and is a predicted model, not a curated record. NCBI's taxonomy places the organism in Eukaryota, Fungi, Mucoromycota, Mucoromycetes, Mucorales, Cunninghamellaceae. The coding region runs from base 208 to 1593 and encodes 461 amino acids. The transcript has 8 exons.